Molecule: messenger RNA, 327 nt
Organism: Plasmopara halstedii
Lineage: Eukaryota; Oomycota; Peronosporomycetes; Peronosporales; Peronosporaceae
Exons: 2
Coding region: 1-327 (108 amino acids)
Source: RefSeq, a predicted model, not a curated record
AUGUUUGUAGGCAAUUUGGUGACACCCAAAAGCUCUUUCACCCCGAGUUACUCUAAAGCGCCUACAGUUGUAGCGUCAUUUCUGCCACAAUUGUUACUAUUUCCAGAGAAUUCUGCUUAUUUCACUGCCAUGAUGCCAUCAUACCGUUUACUUGAACGACCAGCACGCUCACAGGCUUCUUGUCGUCCUUGCCCGCCGAAAAUUCGGCGUCGCUGUGUAAGCGCAGCCGCAGCGGCGGUUUUCAGUCGGUCAUCGUUAAUGAAUUUGCACGACGUGUUGUACAAUGUGCGGCGAACAUGGUAUCCGGGCGCUUGUGUAUCGCGAUAA